UCUAGAAGAUCCUGUACAAAGUCCAAACCCUAGGCAAAAUUUUAUAAUUGAGAGAUUUAGCUAGCUUUAACUCAAGGAAGACGACGAUCCACCACGAUGGGGCUGACGAACUUCAUUCUGACGGUAGCCGGAGUAAGUGCUGUCGUUCUUCUUUUGCGAAGCGAUGUGAAACAGUCGGCAACUGUUUUCCGGAGAAACGUUCGCCACAUUCGUCAUUGGCUCGAAGAAGAAUCUGCAACCGCCUCCAAGGAAAUGGAAAAGAAAGCUAAAGAAUUGUCUGGAAAAGAAUCUGCUCCAAAGGAAGACAAACACUAAGCAGAAGCAGUAGCAGUGUGGGGAUCUAUCUGAUCAUGAACAUGUGAGAUUUUUAUGUUCCAUUUAGUUCGAUUUUGAGCGUCGUGUUGUAUAUAGAGUUGAGAUAAGCAAUUAACACAUUUUGCUAAUAAUCAUAAGUUCAUAUUUGGGAUAUACUAUGGCUGGAUCUUAUGGAAUUCAAUUGAUAGUGACAUUAGUUGUCUAAUUACCAAUAAGUUGAGGAUUUGGUUUUGU
Impatiens glandulifera is the source of this 549-nucleotide messenger RNA. RefSeq lists its product as uncharacterized. The transcript is spliced from 2 exons. The record is from RefSeq and is a predicted model, not a curated record. The coding region runs from base 97 to 315 and encodes 72 amino acids. Lineage: Eukaryota; Viridiplantae; Streptophyta; Magnoliopsida; Ericales; Balsaminaceae.